Messenger RNA from Trichomonas vaginalis G3, 1320 nucleotides. RefSeq names its product presenilin family. NCBI's taxonomy places the organism in Eukaryota, Parabasalia, Trichomonadida, Trichomonadidae. The coding region runs from base 1 to 1320 and encodes 439 amino acids. Gene Ontology annotation, cellular component: nucleus; membrane. Gene Ontology annotation, molecular function: aspartic endopeptidase activity, intramembrane cleaving. The transcript has a single exon. The record is from RefSeq and is a predicted model, not a curated record. Gene Ontology annotation, biological process: protein processing.
AUGCCAAUUAAAGUAACUAAACAUGAAUUCCUUGAAAUAUAUUCCAAGAGAAUUUAUAAGAUUGCCGUUCCUGUUAUCCUUACAUUAGUAAUAGAUGUUUGGUUAACAAGAACUUUAGAAGAAAAAUUCGAUAAUACUGCUCUUUCAACAAGUUUCGCAUCAGUUGUAUCACAAAGUAGCGGUGGUGUCAGCACUGCUGUUGCUAUUUAUAUUGCUAUCGGUUUUAUUGUUGCUAUUGCUUUAGUCACAGGCUUAUUAUUAUUACUUUACUGGUUCAAUUGUGUCAAAUGUAUUUACGUAUGGAUGGUUGUUGCCGUUUCUCUUCUUUUAUCAUACUACGUUUAUCUUGCUGUCGGAAAAAUCCCAUCUCUCUACAACAUUCCUAUCGAUUACAUAGCUGUCGUAAUAUUCCUUCUCAAUGGUGUCGUUGUCGGUGGUAUGUCCAUUUUCUGGCGUGCUCCACCGAUUGUUACUCAAGCAUUCAUGAUCUGGAUUUCAGUAAUGACUGCUUGCGUUUUCCUUACAUUACCAGACUGGACAGUAUGGAUCCUUCUGGUUUUACUUAUCAUUUGGGAUUGUUGUGUCGUUCUUUGUCCAAAUGGUUUGCUUCAUUUGCUUAUUAAAAAAUCUCAAGAGCGUGGUGACGCAAUUCCUGCGCUUGUUUACUCAUCAGCUGCCUUCUUCUGGAAAGAAGCCGACGAUGGCGAAGAGCAAAACGAAGAAGGUGAAGAUCAUGAAAAUCUUGACAAUUACGAUGAAGAAUAUGACUCAGCUUCUGAAGAUGAGUCAACAGACCCAGAUUCUUCCGCCAGUUCUGAUGAUGCUCUACCUAUAAAUCCAGAUGAAUUUGUCGGAUUAUCAAAUAAUCCUGAAGACCAGCCUCCUCCACAACCAAAACCAGAACAACAGCCCGAAUCAGAACUUGCACAGCCAGCAGGCGAACCAACAAAGCCAAAGAAGAAACGUCCAAAUCAGGAUAAUCAGCAUGGCGAUCCAGAAAACCCAGAUAAGAGGAAGAAGAAAUCUGGAUCAGCCAAAUCCACACCAACAUCAGAAGGCGUCAAACUUGGCCUUGGUGAUUUCAUUUUCUACGGAAUUCUUGUUACAAGAGCCGCUAGAGUCGGCUGGGAUAUUGCAAUCCUUGAUAUACUCGCUGUUAUGGAUGGUCUUGCUCUAACUCUCAUAUGUUUAGCUUAUUUUGAGAGACCUCUCCCAGCCCUUCCUUUCUCACUCGCUCUCGGUAUUAUUUUCUAUCUCAUUGGAGCUUACACCUUCAGAGGAUUCUCAACAAACUUGAGAAAACUCGUACUUGUAUUUUGA